This is a messenger RNA of Phaedon cochleariae (mustard beetle), 225 nucleotides long. NCBI's taxonomy places the organism in Eukaryota, Metazoa, Arthropoda, Insecta, Coleoptera, Chrysomelidae. The record is from the annotation of a GenBank genome assembly.
AUGCUGCUACCCCAGAUUCCAGGCCCGCAUGAGUUCUUGAGGGAGACCAGCUGGUUAGCUGGUUUGCGCGACCCGAAUUUGGCGCGUGUGGUUGGAUUCUGUAGCCAAGACGAACCCAUGUGUGCCCUGAUGGAACACUCAGAACCUGGAGAUCUGCCCAGGUUCCUUGCACAAAGAGCGUUCAGUGAAGAUGGCAGUUCGGUAGUAGGACCGUCCAUAAGGUGA